Molecule: messenger RNA, 1325 nt
Organism: Microcebus murinus (gray mouse lemur)
Lineage: Eukaryota; Metazoa; Chordata; Mammalia; Primates; Cheirogaleidae
Gene: SFXN5
Product: sideroflexin 5
Biological process (GO): monoatomic ion transport; mitochondrial transmembrane transport; citrate transport
Cellular component (GO): mitochondrial inner membrane
Molecular function (GO): monoatomic ion transmembrane transporter activity; citrate transmembrane transporter activity
Source: RefSeq, a predicted model, not a curated record
CACUCCCCACAAUCCCUUGCGCCUCCUGCUCGCUGCGGUUGCUUAGAGCCAAUCGGGAGAGGCAGCUGUGGCGGGGGCCGAGGAGGGACAUUUUAAAAGGGCCGGAGAUUGCGGGCGUCAGUGGCCAUGGCGGAUACAGCGACUACAGCAUCGGCGGCGGCGGCUAGUGCCGCUAGCGCCUCGACCGAUGCACCUCCUUUCCAGUUGGGCAAACCCCGCUUCCAGCAGACGUCCUUCUAUGGCCGCUUCAGGCACUUCUUGGAUAUCAUUGACCCUCGCACACUCUUUGUCACCGAGAGACGUCUCAGAGAGGCUGUGCAGCUGCUGGAGGACUACAAACAUGGGACUCUGCGCCCAGGGGUCACCAAUGAGCAGCUCUGGAGCGCACAGAAAAUCAAACAGGCUAUUCUUCACCCGGACACCAAUGAGAAGAUCUUCAUGCCCUUUAGAAUGUCAGGUUACAUUCCUUUCGGGACGCCAAUUGUUGUCGGUCUUCUCUUGCCCAACCAGACACUGGCGUCCACCGUCUUCUGGCAGUGGCUGAACCAGAGCCACAAUGCCUGUGUCAACUAUGCAAACCGCAAUGCUACCAAGCCUUCACCUGCAUCCAAGUUCAUCCAGGGCUACCUGGGCGCUGUCAUCAGUGCUGUCUCCAUUGCUGUGGGCCUUAAUGUCCUGGUUCAGAAAGCCAACAAGUUCACUCCAGCCACCCGCCUUUUGGUCCAGAGAUUUGUGCCGUUCCCUGCUGUAGCCAGCGCCAAUAUCUGCAACGUGGUCCUGAUGCGGUACGGGGAGCUGGAGGAAGGGAUUGAUGUCCUGGAUGGUGAUGGCAACCUCGUGGGCUCCUCCAAGAUCGCAGCCAGACACGCCCUGCUGGAGACGGCGCUGACCCGGGUGGUCCUGCCCAUGCCCAUCCUGGUGCUGCCCCCGAUCGUCAUGUCCAUGCUGGAGAAGACGGCUCUCCUGCAGGCGCGCCCCCGGCUGCUCCUCCCUGUGCAAAGCCUCGUGUGCCUGGCAGCCUUCGGCCUGGCCCUGCCGCUGGCCAUCAGCCUUUUCCCGCAGAUGUCAGAGAUUGAAACGUCCCAGCUGGAGCCUGAGAUUGCCCGGGCCACAAGCAGCCGGACAGUGGUGUACAACAAGGGGCUGUGAGUGGUGCCCGGCCAGCCGGCCUGGGGACAGAUCACUGUUCAGGCCGGGGAGUUAGGGGUAGGGAAGGAGACUCGUGGGCUGCAUCUGCAGGGAGGGGCGAGCUGUCCCCAGCAGUCCUGGGCCACCUGGGGAGCACCAAGCCUGCAGUGGUAGGGAGACUAAUCCAUUUACAUAUU